This is a messenger RNA of Panonychus citri (citrus red mite), 489 nucleotides long. RefSeq lists its product as uncharacterized. NCBI's taxonomy places the organism in Eukaryota, Metazoa, Arthropoda, Arachnida, Trombidiformes, Tetranychidae. Bases 1 to 333 code for a protein of 110 amino acids. The record is from RefSeq and is a predicted model, not a curated record. The transcript is spliced from 2 exons.
AUGACCAAACUCAAAAGAUCGGGAGAGUUGAAGCCAUUUUUGAAGACAAAAGAAACUCCGACAACCUUUUUACCCGUCAUCACGCCAGAUUCAUUCAAGAUCGGCGUUGAUAUGAUGGCUAAUCGAUUCAAUGGAAAUUCGAAGCGCAAAGGUCAAUUUUCUGAAAAGAUUCAGGGAAUUUGUGUCUUCAUUACGAAAGAAAUUGCUGAAUUCGAACCUUCUAAGCUCGUUUUAGACAUUCCGAACGAGACAAUACCGAUUUAUUAUCUUACUGUGGAUAAAGGGACAUUUUGGAUUCUAAGAGCGCAACGACUGCUCAUGGAAAAGAAAUAAAUCAAAACUAAGUCAACUGAGAAUAGAAUCUCUGGUCAUUUCAAUCAGUUAAAAGAUUUUCGCUAAGAAAAUUGAACUAUCAUGGACGACGAAUUGAUCAUUCAGUUUCUCACAGAAAUUACCAGAGAAAAUAAAAACAGAAGAGUAAAGUGUUAA